UUCCGUUUCACUAGUUCGGCUCGCGUCAGAGAAAACCGAUCGUAAAUGAUCACUUCCAUGCAUUUCGGUUUCAGACUUUCGCUGUUCACCAACAACUCUGAACGCUGCUCUUCGCGGCUUCAGAAAGCGCGCGAAGACUGUGUCAGCUGAUCUGAACCGUUACGACAUUCAUCCGCCGCGAAUUUGAUCAGUGGUUCGAAUAUUUAACUUGCGGUUUCCAAUCCGUAUUCAAGUAUCACUCCAAUUUCAUCGUAUGGUUUAUCUUGGAAUUACAAUAUUGAUGAGAUUCGUGGUCUAGGAUUAUUUACGUUUACGAAAUGGAGUGUUUUUCCAGUUUUUUGGCUACAAACAAUCUGUGUAAUCGUUCAUCGCGUGAUUUGUAAUUGGACGAUGGAUUAAUAUUUGAAGUCCCUCGACUCCAACUGAAGUCAUUUCUUCAACUUAAUUUGUGUUGGCAGUCAGUGGCUUGCUUCUGCGGUCAUCAUGUCACCGAACGAUUACACUUGAACGUCUCAACACGAUUUUACAAUGCUUUAGCAUUUGUGCUAAAGAAUGAAUCAGUGUGGGUGCAAAAAAUGAUGUGUUACUUCCGGCAGCAGUUAUUUUGCAACGGAAACUCAGAUGAAUUUAUGCCAAAGAAACUUUUUAUCAGCGAGAAUAAGCCGACAGCUUUCAUCACAUGUAUAUUGGUGUUGGGCGUUCUUCUUGCUGCACUUCCCGGGGCCAACACUGAAUAUGGCCGUGAUUGUGGAAUAGGAGGCGCGAUCAACUACCGCCAACCGCGCAAUUACAGCGGCAGUUCUUCGCAAGGAAGAAUUGUCAAUGGCAAAGAGAGCCAAAAAGGAGCAUGGCCAUGGCAAGUUUCAUUGCAAGUGCUUCACCCAAAAUUGGGGUUGAUAGGACAUUGGUGUGGAGGGGUGCUAGUGCAUCCUCUCUGGAUACUUACUGCCGCACACUGCAUACACAAUGAUAUAUUCAGUCUGCCGCUGGCCGCACUGUGGACGGUGGUCCUGGGAGACUGGGACCGAGAGCGUGAUGAAAAAGGAGAGCAGAGGAUUCCGGUUGAGGACAUUCUUGUCCACGAAAAGUUCAACAACUACCAGAAUGAUAUAGCACUGCUGAAACUUUCCAGACCCGUAUCGGGUCGUAUGAUUCGAGCCGUCUGUCUCGACAAAGCUGAGAACAACUUGCCUAGACGCUGCAUUGCUACAGGUUGGGGACGUACAACUCAAACUGGAAAGCUGUCUGGCAUUUUGAGGCAGGUGAGGAUCCCCGUGCACGAUAAUGAGCUGUGCAAAGCGAAAUACGGGCCCUCAGUGCCCAUCCAGGACAGCCACCUGUGUGCUGGCAAACUUGAUGGAUCCACCGGUGCUUGCAUAGGUGAUUCAGGAGGACCACUCCAAUGUAGCCAGAAAGACGGAAGAUGGUACCUGUUGGGCAUUACCUCUUUUGGAUCAGGAUGCGCUAAACCUGGUUAUCCGGACGUUUAUACUCGAUUAUCAUUCUAUUUACCCUGGAUUAAUGGAAAAAUACAACACCAAUAGAAUUUAAACAAAGGAAAAGAAGUAAAAUUCGACACAUAGAGAAAAAGUUUCUUUGAUAAAGAUCUCAUCAGAAAGAUUUUAGAAUUCAUCAAAGAUCAAAAAUUUUGUGAAAAGAAAAUUAUCUAGAAUAAUGAAAAAUGAAAUCACUGUUCAACUGUUACCUUAGAAUUGAUUCAAUAGUUCCAGAACUGGUAGGCUAACUAUUAUAUUUUAUUUUCAAUUAUUGAUUAUUCUCCAUGUAAAUAGUAGGUUACAUUACAAAUAACAAAGUGUGUGUGUGUGAGAUAUGAUUAUUAUAUCGGACUUUACUGAAUGGAUAUAAAAAAAAUAUUUGAUCAGUCCCUUUUGCUUUCUCACAUUACAUUAUCUUUAUACUAGAAGAUACUACUUGAGCCACACAAACCUUGAUAUUAUAUUUGGAAGCAAAAUCCAAUCAAUGAAUGAAGAUGUAUGUAUCCUAAAGAU
Molecule: messenger RNA, 2009 nt
Organism: Nilaparvata lugens (brown planthopper)
Lineage: Eukaryota; Metazoa; Arthropoda; Insecta; Hemiptera; Delphacidae
Product: chymotrypsin-like elastase family member 2A
Exons: 8
Coding region: 576-1544 (322 amino acids)
Biological process (GO): proteolysis
Molecular function (GO): serine-type endopeptidase activity
Source: RefSeq, a predicted model, not a curated record